Messenger RNA from Coregonus sp. 'balchen', 41459 nucleotides. Lineage: Eukaryota; Metazoa; Chordata; Actinopteri; Salmoniformes; Salmonidae. The record is from the annotation of a GenBank genome assembly.
AUCUUCUUCUCCUUCAUGCUGACCCCUCUGUUUAAGAAGCCUAAGUUUGCCAGUACGGUGGGCUCAAUGCUGACUGUGGUGUUCGGCUGCCUGUCCCUGUUCACUGUCCUGAUGAAGGACUUUCCCCAGCCGCUGGUCUGGGUUCUCUGUCUGCUGUCCCCCAGCGCAUUCUCCAUCGGCAUCGCCCAGGUAACCAACACAGUCAACACCCGUGUCGUGUUCAUUCAGCACCAAACUGGAGAAAAGGGACCGAAACAGGGAGCGACUAACUGGACUUGGCCAAUAGAAGCGCACAUUUUCUGUUGCGAAACGGUGCAAAGUUUGGUAACAGAAUCAUAGAACAAACAGCACAAACCGUCAUUCUGUUACCAAACUUUGCAUCUGCAAAUCUGUUGUUAAAGUAAAUGUGUUUUUGUACAAUUUUCUGUGGAAAUUGUUACAAGUAAUCCUUGUGUAUAAAGUGUAUGGUUUGUUUAAUUUGUAAUCAUUGGUUUUUGUUUGACAUACAUUUUAAAGUGGAAAAACCGGACUCACAGCAUCAGCCUGUUACCGUGGAAUUGCCCAACAUUUUAUUGUCAAUGUUGUCCAGGACAAAGUGUGCAAUGUUUACAGAGACCACCCCCAUGUAAUACAGCUAUUCUGUUCUAUUCUCUUUGUGUCGAGGUGGUGUACCUGGAGGCCCAGGGGGACGGAGCUGUGUUCUCUACCCUGGCCAACGGCCCCCAUCCCCUCUACGCCCCCCUUCUCAUGCUGGUCCUGGACUGUAUACUCUACCUGCUGCUGGCUGUCUACCUGGACCAGGUCCUACCAGGUACUGUUUUGACUUCUCCUCUCUUCUCAACACAUGAAGGAAGUAUUGAUUUCAUUUAACCUUUACUCAUACAGCUUGGUCUUGAUUGAGAUUUAUUUUUUUCAAGAGAGACCUGUCUAUUUACCACAAAUGACCUUCCAUAUUUCUGUAUCCUUCGUCCAGGUGAGUUUGGCAUGCGGCGCUCCCUGGUCUACUUCCUAAAGCCGUCCUAUUGGUCCAAGCGCAGUAAGCGCUACGUCGAGGUGAGCUCUGUGUGCGAGACGGAGGUGAACGGGGCCCCAGGAGUGGAUGAGUCUGUGGAGCCCGUCUCUCCGGAGUUCAGGGGGAAAGAAGCCAUCCGGUAAGAGCCUCCCCUUUAUACCCUUUCCACACUACUGAUCUAAGCCAAGCUGUACUGAGCUGGCCUGGUUACGCAUCCACCAUAGUUGCUUGAAGCGUCCUGUCCAAUGGGUGUAGUUGUACAUGAAGCUGCCUCACGCUCGGACAGGGCUACUUACUUUACCUCUAUAGUUGCUUGAACCAUGCUGGAAAGGACAAUGUGAAGGGAACACAGUAAGGUUCGGGCCGGCCCUAUAGUGUGAAUCAGUGCCUGACUGUCCCUGUUAGAUAAAAGCAACAUUCCCUUCACGUCAGUUCUGAUGGUGCCUGAUAUGAAAUGUUUUGGUGCAGAUGAUCUUUCUUUCUUAUCAUAAUGCUCCUGUCCCUGGCUGGAAGAGAACACUUGUCUCUCUGUAACAAGUGGGUUUGAAAAUAGACUCUGUGGCCGCCUCAGCCCGACAGGUCCGGAUCGGGCCGAUAUAUCCUCUUACAUUAUGGAGAAACCUGGCCCCAUUAUUGACUUUCCAGGACAGAAAUACAGGCUUUUAGAGUUACCAGGGGAAAAGAGAACCUCAGCUGAGCUGAAUCGAUAUAGAUGAGCACCUGAUAGGAACCCACUGGCUUGGUCUGCUGGCAGCCUGGACACUUCCAUUAGCUUUGACCCAGAAAGACUGAGUGCCAGAUUGAAACCUGUUGUUGUUGUUUACCCUCGUCUCUGUAUCUCCCCACCCUGGCAGCAUUAACAACAUCCGCAAGGUGUACAAAGAGAAGGACAGCAUCGUGGAAGCUCUGAGGGGUAAGGCUUAUUCCUCUACGUAUUUCUCGUCAGCCUUGUGUGGAGCCUCUUUUCUAGUUGUCAUAUCUAACAGACAAAUUGGAAAUUGCCAGAGUUCUGAACUUCCUUAACAGAUCCUGAUGUUGUCUUUCUCUGUUAAUCCUCAUCCAUGAUUAGGCUUAAUCUGUGUCCGAGAAGCUGGCUCCAUAUGAGGCUCUUCGUAGAACCUAAUGUCUUUAUGUCAACCCUCCCCUUCUAUCCAGGCUUGACCUUUGACAUCUACGAGGGUCAGAUCACGGCCCUCCUGGGCCACAGCGGAGCGGGGAAGUCCACUCUGAUGAACAUCCUGUGUGGGAUCUGCCCUCCGACCGACGGCCACGCCUCCAUCUACGGCUCCCCGGUGGCAGAGAUUGCUGAAGGGGCAGAGAUGAAGCAGCUGGUUGGCAUCUGCCCUCAGUUCAACAUCAUCUUUGACGUGCUGACUGUAGAAGAGCACCUGAGGAUAUUCGCUGCCAUUAAAGGGAUUCUCCCCUCUGACAUUGACAAUGAGGUGACGGGAUUUGUAUUACCAGUACAGAUAUUGAUAGCGGCUAUUUUCAAGAAGGUUUUACUUGUGAUGUUGUGCUGCUGUAAGCUGUUUCAAGUCACUCUGGAUAAGAGCGUCUGCUAAAUUAGUAAAAUGUAAAUGUAAAAUGCAUCAUAUAUGAUCACUCGGUCACUCUAGCAUGGCUGGUUGUUAACUGGCGGGCCUUUGUUGCUUCUGUAUUUCUGAAUUCAGCUUCAACUCACAAGAUGGAUAAUAUUGAGUCAGUGUUGUUUGUGAUUACAUCCUUUUCUCUCCCUCCUUCCACCUGUGUGUUUGAUCUGUCCAUUAGGUCUCCAAGGUGCUGAAGGAUCUAGAUCUGGAGAAGAUCAUGGACGCCCAGGCUAAGAACCUGAGUGGAGGCCAGAAGAGGAAACUGUCUGUGGGCAUAGCCAUUCUGGGAGACCCCAAGGUAGCUGGAUCCUGGGUCAUCCACCUUCACAACACAAGACAAAUGGCCUUCUUCUGGGGUUCAUUUCAGACUUUAUAGGACUGGUUUCCCAGACCCAAAUGUCUCUCUCUCUCUGUCUCUCUCUGUCUCGUGUGUCUGCCUGUCUGUCUACAUGUCUGUCUGUCUGCUACCGCACGGCAAGUGGUACCAUUGCACCAAGUCUGGAUCCAACAGGACCCUGAACAGCUUUUACCCCCAAGCCAUAAGACUGCUAAAUAGUUUUAAUUUUUUAUUAUAUUUUUGGGGGGAUAGAUCAGCUUUAAUAGUGCAGAUAGAUUAUAGAUUCCAUCAAUGUCAUUGUCUGCAUCAUUUCCAAUCCCCCAUAUAUUUUUGUAAAUAUAUACAUACAUACAUGCAUAUAUUUUUUAAAUAUAUUUUCCUUUAUUAUUUUCCCCUAACCCUUACCCACCCCUCUCCUAAUUGGAGUAAACUAAUGGACAACAACACUUAGGCUUCUAUUUCCAGCUUAUACAUACUAUAUACAUUUUACGGACAAAAUGCACCUUACAGCAAUUAUCUUUUGUUUGUUUUUAAUCCCAUCCUUCAGCUACCAUCAACCCCUCCCAUCCAUCUCCGAAGCCCAUCCAGCUUGAUUUCUACUUUGUCAUAUAUUUUUAACUGUGCCAUUUCACAAAAGUGCCGAACCCAUAUACAUUUUACGGACCCAGCAUAUUUUACAUUAGUUAUCUUGUUGUUUUUAAUCCCACGCUUCAGCUCCACUCAACCCCUCCCAAACAGCUAACCGGACUAUCUGCAUUCACCUUUUUUGCAUCAUCACAUACGCUGCUGCUACUGUUUAUUAUCUGUAACUUUAUUCCUAGUUAUAUGUACAUAUCUGCCUCAAUUACCUCGUACCCUUGCACAUCGACUCAGUACUGGUACCCCUUGUCUAUAGCCAAGUUAUUGUUACUAAUUGUGUAUCUAUUGUUACUUUUAUUAUUACGUGUUUUACUUUUCUAUUAUUUCUCUAUUUUCUUUCUCUCUGCAUUGUUGGGAAAGUCCCGUAAGUAAGUAUUUCACUGUUAGUCCACACCUGUGUCCACACAUGUGACUAAUAACAUUUGAUUAGAUUUUGUGUGUGUGUAUAUAUGUUUAGAUCCUGCUCCUGGAUGAGCCUACGGCUGGUAUGGACCCCUGUUCCAGACACCAGGUGUGGUCUCUGCUGAAGAGUCGCAGAGCAGGCAGAGUCACAGUGCUCAGCACACAUUACAUGGACGAGGCAGACAUACUGGCUGGUACACCCAUCUCUUCCCUCUCUAUGUCUAACAAUGUGUUCAUCUGUAGCAGGGUUCUCUUUAACCCUCAAUACACUUACAUCUUUCACACUCCAUUUUGAUUUAUCUCUUUCUCGAUAUCUCUUUCGAUUUCUUUCUCUCUCUUUCUGUAUUUUCCCGUUCCCUUCUUCUAGACCGCAAAGCUGUGAUCUCUCAGGGCCAACUCAAGUGUGUUGGUUCUUCCCUAUACCUCAAGACCAAGUGUGGAGUAGGAUACCACCUCAGGUAAGUUCGGCAGACAGCUCUCCAAAUUUCACUUAAAAUGCACUAUAAAACGUAUCUCGUCCUAAAGCAUUUUGACCCAUUUAAGCCAUCCAGCACAUUGUUUCUUUGUAAAUUAUGUUGUUUGAUGACAGUAAGAUGAAUGCAUACAUACCACAGCUAAAUAAGAUGUUUUCUUCCUAUAGAAUGUCUAUUGGUGAACGGUGCGAGGUGGAUAGUGUCACCUCAUUGGUCAAGCACCACGUCCCCAAGGCGCAGUUGUCACGGCAACAAGAGGCUGAGCUGACGUUCACCCUCCCUUUCGAAAGCAUGGACACCUUUUCAGGUCAGAAACAAAUCUCUGUACUAAGACUCAGUUGAUAGCUAAUAUCAUAGGAAUAUAAUUCCUAUUGAGUGUACCCAUGAGGGGGAAGUCAAAUUGCUAUGGUCCGAGGGGCUAUUCACCUUCUAGGAAUUAUAUUGCUAUGGUUCAUCAAUAUCAGGUAGAGUUUUAGAUCUGUGGUUCUGUACUUACUGUACCUUGACUUCACUCCCUUUCUCAGGAUUGUUCUCAGAACUAGACUGCAGGCCAGACCUGGGCAUCAUCAACUACGGGGUGUCCAUGACAACGCUGGAGGACGUGUUUCUGCGUCUGGAGGCUGAGGCUGAGGUGGACCAGGCUGGUAAGCCUUCCUUCCUUUCCCUCGUUCUGUACGAAGCAGGGCUCCAAAUUCACAUUUUUCAUUGAUAGCACUGGUCUCUCAACUUAAAAAAGUUAGGAGCACCACAUGAAAUGUAGGCGCACCAGAAAAUACGAUUUGUAUUUAUUGAGAUACGGCCUAUAUUUAUUCUAGCUACUUUUGAAGCACAUGUUGUGCCUUAGAAACUAAUAUGUAACACUGUAAAGACAUUAGUUUAUGUUAAAAGCUAAAAUGUUUAUCUGAAUACCUGUCAUUUAAAUUACAAAGUAAUUUGUGGAAUAUUAGGUUUUUACAUUGUGUAAAAGCACUAUUUUCCUAUUGUAAAUUGUACAAUGUCUCUUUAAAAAUGUCAGGUUUGUGAUGACGACAUGCAAGAGAUCUUUCAUUCAUUCAUUGCUAUGAUCAUUGAUCUCCUGGAGAAGCUAUCCCUUUUCCUUUCUUUCUGUGCCCCCAAAUGUUUGGAUAAUAAUAAUAAUAAUAAUAAUAAUAAUAAUAUAAUAUAAUAAUAAUAAUAAUAUAAUAUAAAUAAUAUGCCAUUUAGCAGACGCUUUUAUCCAAAGCGACUUACAGUCAUGCGUGCAUACAUUAUUUUUUUUUUGUGUAUGGGUGGUCCCGGGGAUCGAACCCACUACCUUGGCGUUACAAGCGCCGCGCUCUACCAGCUGAGCUACAGAGGACCACACAUGGAUAUACUGGUAAAGUUACCAGGUUGUUAGCUAGCUAGCCAAUGAGGUAACAUGAUUGAACAAAGUGUAAACAAAUUAUUAACGACGCGCGUGUAGUUUUAGAACGACCCACGACUUGGUUUAUGAAUGUAAAAUGCGGUCCUGGCGAUCCGCUAUAGGAAGAUAAAAAUGUUGCGCCGGUAAUAUGAGUCCGAUCUUUUGACCUGGUUGGGCUAGAAGCAAGCCGUUUUCGCUUUUUUCUCUAGGGUACUCGGAAACAACGGUACAGUGAAGCCUUAUCAUUAUAACAACUAUUAUCUGGAAGAUUUUUUUCAUAGUCGCACAGUGCUCCCAAAAUAAAACUCCUUCGUCGCACUUUAGAGCCCUGCCCUUGUGGAAAAACCACAUGAUUUCAGAUGUGGGAAAUCACAUGAAUGCACAAGUGAAACCAUGUGUUUUUGGAACACUUCACAUGUGAUGAUCUGGAUUUUCACAUGUGAAACCAUGUGUUUUUGGAACACUUCACGUGAUAUUUGACGUGAUUGCAUACACUCAAGAAAAACUAUUAUAUAUAUCAUAGUGAUUCAAGAGUACCAUUAAAACAGAAUAAUAUGCCACACCAACAUUAUACAACUAUACAGAAAACCCUCAAAUUGAUGAAAUAAGUAAAUGAAAUCAAUGAUGAGAGAAUAGUCAGAAUAACAGUCAAAACUGUUCGCUGCUCUGGCACCCCAAUGGUGGAACAAGCUCCCUCACGACGCCAGGACAGCGGAGUCACUCACCACCUUCCGGAGACAUUUGAAACCCCACCUCUUUAAGGAAUACCUGGGAUAGGAUAAAGUAAUCCUUCUAAAUGACGUAAAUGUAAAUGUAAAUGAAUAACUGAUAACUAAAAUAGCAGUGCAGAUGGCAGUCUUUUUCUAAGUGCGGAGAUGUAUUAUAGGUAAUGAAUGUGUAUGGGAAUGCUACAGACUUUGUGGCGCAGCAGAAAGGUCAGUGUACCUCAAAUCCAGAGGUUGUGCAUUCAAAUUCCAGGUUGGGUCAUACUUUAGCUGAACAGCGAUAACAAAUGCAAUUCCACAUGUGAAAACGUGAUCAUGUGAAGUAAAAAAUAAAUCACGUGAAGUGUUCCAAAAACACGUUUUGACAUGAUUUCACGUGAAAUGUCAAAUGUGAAGUAUUCCAAAAACAGAUGUUUUCAUGUCUUGUGAAAUCAUGUGACUUUCCACAUAUGAAAUCAUGUGCUUCAAUAUGUGAUAACAUGAAACUACACUGUUAGCCAUUGCUGUUAAUUUUGAGGUCGAUAUUUGUCAUUUUACUGUACAUUUCUACAGUAAUAGUGUUUUGCUAUAUUUACUGUGAAUCACAAUGCUCUUGGGUACUUUUUGAUCCGUCCUGCAAAUUAACUUGGUACGCUUCACUUGCAAUUGCAUUUAAACUAAUAGGAUACUUGUUUAGAUUUCUGCAGUAAAUAUACUUAAUAAUAAUAAUAAUAAUAAUCCAUUUAGCAGACGCUUUUAUCCAAAGCGACUUACAGUCAUGCGUGCAUACAUUUUAAGCAGUAAGGCACGAGGGUGUGUGGUAUUUGACCAAUAUACAACGGCUAAGGACAGUUGUUACGCACGACGCAACACAGAGUGCCUGGACACAGCCCUUAGCCGUGGUAUAUUGGCCAUAUAUCACAAACCCCUGAGGUGCCUUAUUGCUAUUAUAAACUGGUUACCAAUGUAACUAGAGCAGAAAAAAUACAUGUUUUUUCAUACCCGUGGUAUAUGGUCUGAUAUACCACGGCUGUCAGCCAACCAGCAUUCAGGGCUCGAACCACCCAGUUUAUAAUGUGAAACAACAAACUGUAAUCAGGUAUACAGAAAUUCCAAUUACAGUUAUUUUCAAUACUGGAAAAUUUGGAAUUGGUAUUUGGUUCACUUUCUGAAUUGACUGGAACUUGAAUGGAAUUGACCUCAACAUUGGUUAGCACACUUGGGACGCAACCACACCGAGGAUUUGAACUCACAACCUCUUGGAUGCCAGCAACCUGAAUUUCCUGCUUCACCACCAGGUCUGUGGCCAAACACGUGAUUACCGACACCCGCAUAGCUGGUGCAGAUCUGAUAGAAUCUAGCCCGAAGUGUGCAUAAAUGCUCUCGGGAUUUAAACUUGCAACCUUUUGGUCUGGAGUGCCACAAGAUGCGACAUACAAAAAACAUCCAGUCAGCAGCAGUCCUGUGGGCAAAAACACCUCGUUACCAAGAGCAUACAGUUUAUGAGGUACACCACCCCGUUCACGAAAAUGUAUCACUCCUACAGACAGUGAAUCACGUGGCCCUGGCUUGUUAUAUAAAGCAGGCAUCGAGGCAUUCAGUUACUGUUCGAUUGAACGUUAGAAUGGGCGAAAUGAGUGACCUAAGCGACUGAGCAUGGUAUGAUUGUCGGUGCCAGGCGUGCCUGAUCCAGUAUCUCAGAAACGGCCACCCUCCUGGCUUUUCACGUACGAAAGUGUCUAGGGUUCAGGGCAUAACAUUUUCUUUUUGGUGCACCAGCCACUGUGGCAGGGAGAUUUAAAAAUCUACCAGCCACUCAGAUUUUUUACCACCCAAAAUAUUUUUGGGGCAUUCAAAUUAUACCAACAAAACACACAAAAACGGAUGAGCAUGCUUUGUAAUGUUUCUAAAACAAUAAAUGUAUUACUAGUAAGAAGUAAUGUGGUAUAUUGUUUAAUUAAGUCUUUUAACCAAAAUAUCACAGAUGAGACACAGAAAUUCACCUGCCCCUUUAAAUCAAAUCAAAUGUAUUUAUAAAGCCCUUUUUACAUCAGCAGAUGUCACAAAGUGCUUAUAAAAAAAAACAUCCUAAAACCCCAAACAGCAAGCAAUGCAGAUGUAGAAGCACGGUUGCUAGGAAAAACUCCCUAGAAAGGCAGGAACCUAUGAAGAAACCUAGAGAGGAACCAGGCUCCGAGGGGUGGCCAGUCCUCUUCUGGCUGUGCCGAGUGGAGAUUAUAAGAGUACAUGGCCAUUAAUGCAAGACCGUUCUUCAAGAUGGCGGGAGGUUACCGUGGUAGCGCGACUCGAGUCAUGUUUGUGCCUGUGAGAUUGGGUCUGACUAGUAGAAGCAUUCUCUUCUCUUCCCUAGCAGUUGAAACUCAAACAUAGAAAAACAAUCUAGCAUGUGAACAAAACAAUAUAAAUAGCCAAGAACCACAAGGACAAAGUCUCACUUCAGUAGACUUUAAUUUUAAGUAAAUUAGACCAACUUUUAUGCCUGUGUGCAGCGCUUCUAAAAAUGAAUCUUUCACUCCACUCUUUACGUGCGCACAGCCCCCAGCCAGGCAGUGUUGCAGCGUGAGGUGGAAUAGGCCAUUUAGGAUUCGUAGUUCUUUGACUUUGUGCGAUUAUUUUACCAGCUAUGAAAGAAUACGGCAGAAAUACUUUGAAAACAGCUACUGCAGCAUUUAUUUUACUAUAAAUGUGAUCAUACUUUACUAUUUUUACUGAAAAAUGCAAGUGAAAUGCUUGCACUGUGGAGCCCUGACCACCCGCCAACGUGGCUGGUGAAAUAAACAUCUUACACGCCAGUGCCAAAAUCUACCCGCAUUUGGCAGGUGGCUGGUGUUAAUUUUAGGCCCUGCUAGGGUUUACCGAGAAUGGUGCGACAAACCAAAAAACAUCCAGUCAGCAGCAGUCCUGUGGGUGAAAACAGCUCGUUGAUGAAAGAGGUCGAAGGAGAAUGGCAAGAAUCGUGCAAUCUAACAGGCGGGCCACAAACAGACAAAUAACGGCGCAGUACAACAGUGGUGUGCAGCAUCUCGGAAAGCACAACUCGUCGAUCCUUGUUACGGAUGGGCUAUUGCAGUAGAGGAUCAGCUAAAACAAGAAGAAGUGGCUCCAGUGGGCAUGUGAUCACCAACACUGGACAAUUGAGGAGUGGAAAAACAUCACCUGGAACAUGACAGUGAGUUCAGUUUACUCGAAUGGCCUGCGCAGUCCCCAGACCUGGAACCAAUAGAGCAUCUUUGGAAUGAGAUGGAAUGGGCUGUUCGCAUUAUGAAUGUACCACCAUCCAAUCUGCAGCAACUGCGUGAUGCCAUCGCGUCAUCAUAGACCAAAAUCUCCUUGGAACGUUUCCAACACCUUGUUGUUCUGGACGCAAAGGGGGUCCGACCCGGUACUAGAUGGGUGUACCUAAUCAACUGGCCGGCGAGUGUAUAUCCACACACUCUCAAAUAUAAGAGAACGGUUACGGUACAGUGUUGUUCCUUGGUGUACUAAAAGGUCAAAGGUACACAUAAGGAACCUUCAGAGGUACACAUAGGAACUCACAUGGUACUGGUCGGUACCUUUUUAGGGUACAUGUAGAUAAUCUAGUAUAUCGGGACAUUUUUCUACCCAAUAUAUUAAAUAUAAUGCUGCGUUCAUAACCAUGUGGGAGGUGGGAAUUUACCAGUUGUGAAGUCGUAAAUACCAGUUGGAUGCAUUCAUGUGCUUUGAACUUGUUGAGAAACGCCAAUUGGCUAAUGGCCAACAAGCUGUGUCAACCAUAAACUAAAAGUACAGCUAUUAUGCUUGUAAAGAAAUUAUAGAGUAAAAAAAAACAUAUUAAUAGAUAGCUUUUUAUAAAUAAUGUUUUGUUACAUUUAAUUGCCGGAAAAGCUGUUAUUGAGGUAAUUUCCUUAGUAGGUGAUGUCAGAGGUCAGCAUGUGGGAGAAGUCAGAACUCCGGGAUGAUAGAUGCAUUUCCCACUAGUAAUUCCCACUUCCCACUUGAUUACGAACGCAGGAUUGGGUACAAUCAUUACUGCACUUUGAAAUGUAGGUCGGGGCAAUGUGCUGGCGGGGGGCAUUAGCAUUUUUGGGGGCAUGGUCUAAAAUAUGUUGUAUUUGUGCCAUCCUUCAUUGGAAAUGUUGUACCAGUAUAAGUGGUUUUAUUGUUAUGUUGAUGAAGGUUGAGCACCUCUUUUGACACUGUCAGUUCUGCAAUCUUUAUAAGAACUUGUGACAUUCAAGAGCUGCACUGUUAAGAGGUUAAUGUACUUCUUCCAAAAGCUUAAUGGCAGCUGGUUCACAGGAAGUUCAUGUUUAGUUUUCAAUAACUUACUAUCAACUAGUUGCAAGUGGGUUAUUGUAAAAUUCACAACUUACUGUAGCUGAUAGGUAAGUGAGUAUUAUAAUAAGAUGGUGACUAGCUAUGAAUGAAAUAUCAUAUGGCUCUUUGGUAUCACAUGCACUUAUGUCAGCCUUUGACAAGGCUGGAGAAAAAGCUUAAUGUUUAUGAACAGAAUAUAACAGAGCACAUUAACUCGGAUGACAUUCCCUCUCAUGAGAGACCAAAAAGAGCUAGCUGAAAGCCACACUUCGAAUAAGCCACUCCUACAAUCUUCUGAUAGGCUGCUGCUGCUACAGUAUGCUGCCAAUCAGCAAGUGGCAACCGUUUUGGGAUGCAUGUUUCAGCAUGACAAUGCCCCCGAGGUCCAUACAGAAAUGGUUUGUCGAGAUCGGUGUGGAAGAACUUGACUGGCCUGCACAGAGCCCUGUCCUCAACCCCAUCAAACACCUUUGGGAUGAAUUGGAACUAUUCCUUUUAAAGUAGUAUUCUAAAUUGGACAUCUCAGCUUUCACAUGUGCUCAAAUGUUGUCUCGUAAUUUCAUGUUCUCACAUGUUUACAUUUUGCAUCCCAAUGUUGUCACAUUUAUUUCACGAGAUCAUGUUCUCACAUGUUGUCACGUUUGCUUCACAUGUUGUCACAUGUUAUCACAUUAACUUCACAUGUGAUCACGUGAAAUUCAUGUGGUUUUUCCGUAAGGGUGGUACUAAGCCUUUUUGUCUACAUGGGUUAGAGCAGCAUGUCAUCUCUGAAGUAUAUUUACAUUAAGUAGAUACAAUCUACUUACAACUAUGAUACCUGGGUCGUAUUCAUUAGGCACAGAACGGAAGAAAACUGACUGAAACAGGGAGAUGACUACCAGAACUUGUCCAAUUAGAAAUUGUAUUUUUCAUUUUCUGUUCAAAAACUUUUUCUACAGUGUGCCGUAAAAGUACGACCCUGUUGAGUAGCCUAAUAACAUAUUCCUCUCUCUCACCCCUCCCGUCUCCAGACUACAGUGUGUUCAACCAGGAGCAGGUUGAGGAUGAUGGUGAUGCAUCCUCUCUGGACGACACUGACCAAAGACUACUGACCUUCUCUGACAGCAAGCCAGAGGCGGUCCAGGGCCAUGCUCUUUGGAGGCAGCAGUUCAGCACCGUGGCCUGGCUACACAUGCUCAACAUGCAGAGAGAGAGGAAGGCCUUUGUCUACACGUGAGUCUGGGGGGGGAACUGCUUACCUCUCUAUUACCUAACCUAUAAUGACGUUAUUGACCUUAUACACUGUGUUGUUGUACUAAGGCUAUAGGUAAGGUAAUAGGGAGUUAAGCAGUUCUCUCCCCAUAUGCUCAACAUGUAGAGAGAGAGGAAGGCCUUUGGCUACACACGGGUUAGUCUGGGAUGAGAAGGACAGGGAACUGUUCUGGUCUGGGUGUGAACUCCAACACAGUGUCGGUGUGGGCCAAAGGUUCAUUUGAUACUUGUGGUGGCAGAGGAGCUUUCCACAUAGUGUCUGAGAGACAGUUACUCUAUGUAUUUCUCUCUCUCUCUCUCUCUCUCUCUCUCUCUCUCUCGCUCUCUCGCUCUCUCGCUCUCUCCCCCUCCCCCUCUCAGUCUGGCAUUGUUCCUGGUCUUCCUAGCUGCUGUGCUAGUGUUGUCUCUGGCUACGGGGAACAUCCAGAUCCACGCUCCAGAACGCCAGUUUGUCCCUAUCUACCUGCUGAGACCGAACCAGGCCCCCCGGAAAUACACCACCAGUCUACUGGUACAGAACUCAUCAGGUACGUCAGCCAAUCAGUCAGGAAAUACACCACCAGUCUACUGGUCCAGAACUCAUCAGGUACGUCAGCCAAUCAGUCAGGAAAUACACAACCAGUCUACUGGUCCAGAACUCAUCAGGUACGUCAGCCAAUCAGUCAGGAAAUACACCACCAGUCUACUGGUCCAGAACUCAUCAGGUUAGUCCAUACUCUCUUCUAUACUGUGAACUGAUACUCUUGAAUACUGUGUUCUCCUCCCAUCACUACAGCUCUGAAAUACUGUAUGUUCUCUAUCUAUCUCUUCCCAAGCAGUAGAGUUCCUAGCAGCAUUUGUUCACAGAAUAUGAAUGGCUGAAUACAAGAGUAGAAACACUCGUUAGAAACACACAGAACUACUUCUGUGACCUUCUGUGGUCUGUUUCUCUGUGCAGGCUCAGAUAUCUCCGACUUCAUCCAUAACCUGGAAUCUCAGGACAUCAAGGUAGAGAUGAUGAAGAACACAGACUACAUGUCCUGUGCUCCUCACAGCGCAGCCAUCAACGUCACCGGAUCCAACAAGGUGAAAAAUAAUAACCCCUCUUAUACAGGAGAAGGGCGACAUUCUCUCUCUCUCUCUCUCUCUCUCUCUGUGGGCGGAGCAGAGGUUUACCCUCUGGUUAUAUGCAUGAUGAGAAUGGUUCUAAAUUGAGUGCUAUAUGGAGUGCUCUUAGGCUGAGGCUAGUUAUGCAACAAGUGCCCUAAUUGAUAGUAGUGUGCUUCAGUAGAGUGGUUCUCGUUUACCCUGGCUGUCUGCCUAUGGUGCAGGGCCACAUAGGAUGUUUUUACACAGGCAGCACAAUUCUGAAUUCCCCCCCCCCAAUCAAAUCAGCUCUUUUGCCAAUAAUUGGGGCAUAAGAUCAGAAGGCUGACUGUGUAAACACAGUCAUAGAGAGGCCACUGAUGCCACUUUAAAUGCCCAGUCCUUGAUUGACUCUUCUUCUGUCUGGUUAUAGGGUUUCUGUUAAGCAUAGCUUUGCGCAAGUACACCCACACACACUCACACGUACAGACAACCAUUGACAACAGACACUUUUUCCUUUCUCUGGUAUGCAGGGUUUUAGAUACAGUGUAGCGUUCAACAGUACUACCGUCCACUCUUUGCCCAUGACAGUCAACGUCCUCAGUAACGCCAUCCUACGAGGUCUCAACGGCACACAACACAUCAACACCUGGACCAAGCCCUUCGACUAUGUAAGUCAAGUCCAAUGAGAUGAAUUAUGGAAAUAACACCGUGAUGGUUCAGUUGCAAUAGUCUUGAAAAAUGAAGUAAAAUUCUAUCUAAAACUUGUUACAGAUAUACACAAGCAAUAAAGUAUCUUUAUCCCUGUAUCUAUCGAAUCUUUCUAUCGAAUUAACAAACGGUGUCUGAAAGAGUGAGCAUCAUGCUACAAGAAUUUGACAUUCCCUCUGUUCUUCUCCUCAGCAAAUUCCCGACGCCACGUCCUAUGCUCUGGUCUACAUCGAGGCUAUCAUACUGGGAAUGCUAGCUGCGGGCAUGCCUGCCUACUUCGCCAUGGACCACACCCGAGACAGAGAGGUUAGCACUAAGCAGUCGAUUCACGGAAUAGCAGACUCCAUGAAUACUGUCUGGCACUGCUCGAAUGCAGGAAUGUCUGGAGCUUUCAGUUUUUUCCCGAUUCAGAAAUGACCUCAUUGGUGAUUGAUUGAACAAAAAUAGCGGUGAAACUGAAAGCCUACAAUACAACAAAACAGGCACUUUUUUUGUGAUCUACUGUACAUUCAAAAGCAUUAAUUGAAUAUGCUUUCCAUAUUAAUUGAUUGACUGUUUGAUUUUAUAGAUUUUUCCUUUCUCUUCUCCGUCCUAGAUAAAGUGCCGUUCAACGCUGCGUAUCUCUGGCCUGGUCCCGUCUGCGUACUGGUGUGGUCAGGCUGCGGUGGACAUCCCCUUCUACUACCUCAUACUGACCACCAUGACCAGCAUCCUCUUCUCCUUCCAUACUGCCAACCUGCUCACCUCCAGCAACGUCACCGCAGUGGUCAGUCAGUUAGACACGCACACUUCCAUGAUCAGUCACAUAGACACAGAAACAAUACACACAUACACUCCCUCAGACUGACUCUCUCUCUCCAUCCCCUUUUCUAUAGAUCCUGUGUCUGAUAGGUUUUGGUCCAGCUAUGAUCCUGUUCGCCUAUGUGGUGUCUUUCAUGUUCACACGCGUCCAGAGUAACAGAGACUUCUUCUCUGUGGUCUCCAUGAUGGUGAGAACAACAACCUUCCCUCCCUGUCACACAACAUUUAUACAACAUUCACACAACAUUAUUACAAUGUUCUUACAAUGUUCACGCAACAUUCUUACGUUUUUACAAUGUUCACACAUUAUCACAAUAUUCACACAACAGUCUUACAACGUUCACACAACAUUAUUACAACAUUCACACAACAUUCUUACAAUGUUAUUAAAACCCAGUGAGUAGUCUUUAUUAUUAAGUUUCCUCUAUAGUGAAAAAAAACAAGGGAAAGUAGAUUCAUGAUUUGUGUCAAUGUGGGAGCAGCUAUAUUACUUUGUGUUCGGUUCUUUUGUGUGUGUGUGUGUGUGUGUGUGUGUAUGUGUGUGUGUCGGUCUGUUGCAUACUAGGUGUGUGUGGUGUCUGCCUCCAUCGUCCAGCUGUCAUUUGUGAACGACAACCCCGGGCUGACAAGGAUCCUCCACAAUACACUAUGUUUCUUCAACCCUCUCUACCCCUUAAUGGGCUGCCUUAACUCUAUCACCAAGGCCACCUUUCUGCCCUCCCUCUAUGAAGAGGACUUCCUCUGGAAGAACCUGCUCAUUGCCGUCCUAUCUGUAAGUAGCAGGAAAUGCCCUGGACAUUAUAGUAGGAAUAGGAGUCAGAGUACAGAGAUGUUGGGGUGUAACAUGGAUUGGGGUUGUUGUUGUUGAUUACUUUGUAUCCGUUAGGAAAUUAUUUCUGUUUCAUACAGCAUGCUAGCAUAUCAAUAUUUUCGUAGACAGACAUACAGCACAUCACACACAUUGUUUCUCUCCAGCCCUAUCUGCAGUGCAUCCUGCUGCUGUUCAUGCUGCGCUGGUUGGAGAUCCGCUACGGAGGGAGGACCAUGAAGAAUGACCAGUUCUGCAGGUAAGGGAGGAGAGAAGAGGGGGGGCAGGGCUACUCAGAGGGUCAAUGAAUAGGGAGAGAAUGUUGAUAAAAAAUAUCACACAACUAAAGUCAUAGUUAAAGGCCCAGUGCAGUCAAAAAAAGGACUCACAUACAGUAGAAUAGAGAACCAUUUGUACAAACUGGCUGAAAUGAUUAACACAGCCGUUCACAAAGGUUAAUUUGGAAGGGAUAUAAAUACAGCACUAAUUUUGCUUUUAUUAAAAAAAGAAAAGGACACCACCCAGUGCUCUCACUAUCACCCCCUAUCUUUGAUAAAAACAGAUAUUAAACUAUUUUCUAAAAUUCUGUCAUCCCCUCUCGAAACUUACUUACCCAAAUUGGUACAUCCUCAGAUAACCUCCGUCAUCUAUUACACACAGUAUCUUAUUACAUACAGUAUCCUCAGAAACCAAAGCUCCUUGGGCAGUUCCUUGGGCAGUUCUAUCUCAGUACUCCUGAGUGGCGCAGUGGUCUAAGGCACUGCAUCUCAGUGCUAACUGUGCCACUAGAGAUCCUGGUUCGAAUCCAGGCUCUGUCGCAGCCGGCCGCGACCGGGAGACUCAUGGGCGGCGCACAAUUGGCCCAGCGUCGUCCAGGGUAGGGGAGGGAAUGGCCGGCAGGGAUGUAGCUCAGUUGAUAGAGCAUGGCGUUUGCAACGCCAGGGUUGUGGGUUCGAUUCCCACGGGGGGCCAGUAUAAAAAAAAAAAAAGAUGUAUUCACUAACUGUAAGUCGCUCUGGAUAAGAGCGUCUGCUAAAUGACUAAAAUGUAAAUGUAAAUGUAAAGCUUUUGAUAGAUUAGAAUCGUCCUAUCUUUGGUCAGUUUUAUUAAUAUUAUUAAUUAUUAUUAAUUAUUAUUAAUAUUAUUAAUAUGCCAUUUAGCAGACGCUUUUAUCCAAAGCGACUUACAGUCAUGCUGCAUACAUUUUUAUUAUUAUUAUUAUUAUUUUUAUUUUUUUGUGUAUGGGUGGUCCCGGGGAUCGAACCCACUACCUUAGCGUUACAAGCGCCGUGCUCGACCAGCUGAGCUACAGAGGACCACAUUUUGGAAAAUAUGAUAAAAAUUCUAUAUGCCAAUCCCUCAGCCAUAGUAAUAACAGGCAAUACCUGCUCUGUUCUGUUCAGAAUAACUAGAAGUAGCAGGCAAGGUGAUCCCAUCUCACCUCAGCUAUUUUUAUUGUAUAUGGAGCCCCUGGCCCUCAGUUCGACAAUUGAAAGAAAUUACACCAAUAUCUCUCAAUUCUACGGAUCACGUCAUCUCAUUAUACGCCGAUGAUAUCUUACUUUAUCUACAGUUGAAGUCGGAAGUUUACAUACACCUUAGCCAAAUACAUUUAAACUCAGUUUUUCACAAUUCCUGACAUUUAAUCCUAGUAAGAAAUCCCUGUCUUAGGUCAGUUAGGAUCACCACUUUAUUUUAAGAAUGUGAAAUGUCAGAAUAAUAGAGAGAAUGAUUUAUUUCAGCUUUUAUUUAUUUCAUCACAUUCCCAGUGGGUCAGAAGUUUACAUACACCCAAUUAGUAUUUGGUAGCAUUGCCUUUAAAUUGUUUAACUUGGGUCAAACGUUUCGGGUAGCCUUCCACAAGCUUCCCACAAUAAGUUGGGUGAAUUUUGGCCCAUUCCUCCUGACAGAGCUGGUGUAACUGAGUCAGGUUUGUAAGCCUUCUUGCUCGCACACGCUUUUUCAGUUCUGCCCACAAAUGUUCUAUAGGAUUGAGGUCAGGGCUUUGUGAUGGCCACUCCAAUACCUUGACAUUGUUGUCCUUAAGCCAUUUUGCCACAACUUUGGAAGUAUGCUUGGGGUCAUUGUCCAUUUGGAAGACCCAUUUGCGACCAAGCUUUAACUUCCUGACUGAUGUCAUGAGAUGUUGCUUCAAUAUAUCCACAUAAUUUUCCUUCCUCAUGAUGCCAUCUAUUUUGUAAAGUGCACCUGUCCCUCCUGCAGCAAAGCACCCCCACAGCAUGAUGCUGCCACCCCGGUGCUUCACGGUUGCGAUGGUGUUCUUCGGCUUGCAAGCAUUCCCCCUGGAAGAGGUGGUCUUCACUGAUAUAUCCCUUAAACAAUGUAACAUGGUGUCUCCUAUUGCCCUGGAAGAGGUGGUCUUCACUGAUAUAUCCCUUAAACAACGUAAUAUGGUGUCUCCUAUUGCCCUGGAAGAGGUGGUCUUCACUGAUUUAUCCCUUAAACAACGUAAUAUGGUGUCUCCUAUUGCCCUGGAAGAGGUGGCCUUCACUGAGAUAUCCCUUAAACAACGUAAUAUGGUGUCUCCUAUUGCCCUGGAAGAGGUGGCCUUCACUGAUAUAUCCCUUAAACAGCGUAAUAUGGUGUCUCCUAUUGCCCUGGAAGAGGUGGUCUUCACUGAUUUAUCCCUUAAACAAUGUCAACUACGCUUUGGUCCUAUUAUUGCUCACACAGUUUCUAUUUGGCGCAAAAUUGAAAAACAAUGUAACUGGACCAGUAGACUGGUGGUGUAUUUCCUGACUGAUUGGCUGACGUACCUGAUGAGUUCUGGACCAGUAGACUGGUGGUGUAUUUCCGGGGGGCCUGGUUCGGUCUCAGCAGGUAGAUAGGGACAAACUGGCGUUCUGGAGCGUGGAUCUGGAUGUUCCCCGUAGCCAAAGACAACACCAGCACAGCAGCUAGGAAGACCAGGAACAAUACCAGACAGAGGGAGAGGGGGGAGAAGAAAGAGGAAGAGAGAAAGAAAGGGAGAGUGCAAGGGAGAGAUCAUUUGAAUUACAGAGAGAGAGACAAAUACAUAAUAACUGUCUCUCAGACACAAUGUCGAAAGCUCCUCUGCCACCACGAGUAUCAAAUGGACCUUUGACCAACACCGACACUGUGUUGGAGUACACUAGGACCCCCACAGGCCUUACAAGACUCGUCUGAAGGUCCCCUGGUACCGGUUGAAAAAAUGAAUGGAAGUAUAUAUGGAGACUGUUUAAUGCCAAAAAAUAAGGGGUUAAAUACAUUAUAAUAAUAAAUGUUUCCUGAUCUUUCAUAUAUCUCUCAGAUAUAGGAGAGACACUUCAGAACAAACUUCCUUUUAAUAUUUUUUGGGGACUAUCUGUUGUUCCAUGUAGAGAAUCUGUUAUUCAAUGCAUUUGUAUGGGCUAAUAGCAGUAAGGCCAAAAAUAGUUUUUAAUCAAAUAAUGUUUUUCUAUAUUUUUUUUAAUACUUCAAGGGGUCUUAAAAUUCAAAAUCAAAUAGCUAAAUGAUCCUUGGUGUGACCUUAAAACAAUUGCAUAUACAGUUGAAGUCGGAAGUUUACAUACACUUAGGUUGGAGUCAUUAAAACUGUUUUUCAACCACUCCACAAAUUUCUUGUUAACAAACUAUAGUUUUGGCAAGUCGGUUAGGACAUGUACUUUGUGUAUGACCCAAGUAAUUUUUCCAACAAUUGUUUACAGACAGAUUAUUUCACUUAUAAUUCACUGUAUCACAAUUCCAGUGGGUAAGAAGUUUACAUACACUAAGUUAACUGUGCCUUUAAACAGCUUGGAAAAUUCCAGAAAAUGAUGUCAUGGCUUUAAAAGCUUCUGAUAGGCAUCUAAUUGACAUCAUUUUAGUCAAUUGGAGGUGUACCUGUGGAUGUAUUUCAAGGCCUACCUUCAAACUCAGUGCCACUUUGCUUGACAUCAUGGGAAAAUCAAAAGAAAUCAGCCAAGACCUCAGAAAAAAGAUUGUUGACCUCCACAAGUCUUGUUCAUCCUUGGGAGCAAUUACCAAAUGCCUGAAGGUACCACGUUCAUCUGUACAAACAAUAGUACGCAUGUAUAAACACCAUGGGACCAUGCAGCCGUCAUACCGCUCAAGAAGGAAACGCGUUCUGUCUCCUAGAGAUGAACGUACUUUGGUGCGAAAAGUGCAAAUCAAUCCCAGAACAACAGCAAAGGACCUUGUGAAGAUGCUGGAGGAAACAGGUACAAAAGUAUCUAUAUCCACAGUAAAACGAGUCCUAUAUCGACAUAACCUGAAAGGCCGCUCAGCAAGGAAGAAGCCACUGCUCCAAAACCGCCAUAAAAAAGUCAGACUACGGUUUGCAACUGCACAUGGGGACAAAGAUCGUACUUUUUGGAGAAAUGUCCUCUGGUCUGAUGAAACAAAAAUAGAACUGUUUGGCCAUAAUGACCAUCGUUAUGUUUGGAGGAAAAAGGAGGGGCUUGCAAGCCGAAGAACACCAUCCCAACUGUGAAGCACGGGGUGGCAGCAUCAUGCUGUGGGGGUGCUUUGCUGCAGGAGAGACUGGUGCACUUCACAAAAUAGAUGGCAUCAUGAGGAAGGAAAAUUAUGUGGAUAUAUUGAAGCAACUUCUCAAAACAUCAGUCAGGAAGUUAAAGCUUGGUCGCAAAUGGGUCUUCCAAAUGGACAAUGACCCCAGGCAUACUUCCAAAGUUGUGGCAAAAUGGCUUAAGGACAACAAAGUCAAGGUAUUGGAGUGGCCAUCACAAAGCCCUUAUCUCAAUCCUAUAGAACAUUUGUGGGCAGAACUGAAAAGGCGUGUGCGAGCAAGGCAGCCUACAAACCUGACUCAGUUACACCAGCUCUGUCAGGAGGAAUGGGCCAGAAUUCACCCAACAUAUCGUGGGAAGCUUGUGGAAGGCUACCCGAAACGUUUGACCCAAGUUAAACAAUUUAAAAGCAAUGCUACCAAAUACUAAUUGAGUGUAUGUAAACUUCUGACCCACUGGGAAUGUGAUGAAAUAAAUAAAAGCUGAAAUAAAUCAUUCUCUCUACUAUUAUUCUGACAUUUCACAUUCUUUAAAUAAAGUGGUGAUCCUAACUGACCUAAGACAGUGAUUUUUUACUAGGAUUAAAUGUCAGGAAUUGUGAAAAACUGAAUUUAAAUGUAUUUGGCUAAGGUGUAUGUAAACUUCCGACUUCAACUGUAGCUUAGUAGAACCCCCCUCCCCCGACUUAGACAGGGCUUAGACUCUGAUGGGUCAAUCAAUCAGAGAUGAUUACUACUGGCAGGCAGCUACAAAAAAUAUGUUGGCAAUCACCCCACUCUCUCCCAAUUCGCCAGUGGAUACAGUUACUUUUAGAAGUUAUAGCAUAAGAAUUAUCGACAGUGAGACUGAAUGGUGCUAGUCAAGGAACGAUUGAGGCCUGGACAAAUAUACUUGACUCUGUAAAGAAUAAUCUCAGCUAAAGCCCAACUCAUACAGUGCCUUCAGAAAGUAUUCAUACCCCUUGACUUAUUCCACAUUUUGUUGUGUUGCAGCCUGAAAUCAAAAUGGAUUACAAUUAUUUUUUUAUCACCCAUCUACACACAAUACCCCAUAAUGACAAAGUGAAAACAUGUUUUCAGAAAUGUUUGCUAAUUUAUUGAAAAUGAAAUACAGAAUUAUGUAAUUUAUAUAAGUAUUCACACCCCUGGGUCAAUACUUUGUAGAAUCACCUUUGGCAGCAGUUACAGCUGUGAGUCUUCCUGGGUAAGUCUCUAAGAGCUUUCCACACCUGGAUUGUGCGACAUUUGCCAAUUAUUCUUUUCAAAAUUCUUCAAGCUCUGUCAAAUUGGUUGUUGAUCAUUGCUACACAACCAUUUUCAGGUCUUGCCAUAGAUCUUCAAGUAGAUUUAAGUCAAAACUGUAACUCGGCCACUCAGGAACAUUUACUGUCUUCAUGGUAAGAAACUCCAGUGUAGAUUUGGCCUUGUGAUUUAGGUUAUUGCCCUGCUGAAAGGUGAAUUAAUCUCGCAGUGUCUGGUGGAAAGCAGACUGAACCAGGUGUUCGUCUAGUAUUUUCUAGUGCACACAGAGUGUCUAUGCAAUUUAUUAUGUGACUUGUUAAGCAAAUGUUUACACCUGAACUUAUUUAGGCUUGCCGUAACAAAGGGGUUGAGUACUUAUUGACUGAAGACAUUUCAGCUUUUCAUUUUGAAUUAAUUUGUAAAACUUUAGAAAAACAUUCCACUUUGACAUUAUGGGUUAUUGUGUGUAGGCCAGUGACAAAAAUCUCAAUUUAAUCCAUUUUAAAUUCAGGCUGUAACACAAUAAGAUUUGGAAAAAGUCAAGGGAUUUGAAUACUUUCUGAAGACACUGUACAUAUAAACAAUCUAUAAAGCCCAAUAUAUACAUAUAAACAAACAAACAAACAAAAACAAAACAAAAAUAUAUAUAUAUAUAUAUAUAUAUAUAUAUAUACUGAACAAAAAUAUAAACGCAACAUGCAACAGUUGAUAUAAGGAAAUCAAUCAAUUGAAAUAAAUUACUUAGGCCCUAAUCUAUGGAUUUCACAUCACUGGGAAUACAAAUAUGCAUCUGUUGGUCACAGGUACCGUUAAAAAAAAGGUAGGGGCGUGCGUUGAAAACCGCUCGCCCUCAUGAUGCCAUGGCGUCUGCCAUCUGCCCGGUACAGUUCAUAUCGGUAUUCAUCCGUGAAGAGUAAUCUUCUCCAGCGUGCCAGUGGCAUCGAAGGUGAGCAUUUGCCCACUGAAGUCGGUUAUGACGCCGAACUGCAGUCAGGUCAACACCCUGGUGAGGACAACGAGCACGCAGAUCAGAGCUUGUGAGCAGAGUUGAGCGGUUGGAAAUCUCGCUCCAUGUCCUUUCCUACUGCUCCGCGCUCACAGGAAAGAAAACUGCCUCUCUAAAUUCGCUCCAUUUAUUAAAAUCACAAUUUAACCAACACUCAUCUAUUUUUGUGACUACCUGGACCUACCAAUUUGAAGCAAACUAAGCAUUUGAAGCAUUUGCGAGUGCAACACAAUAGGCUGGUAGGGACAUAUAACCCUCAGCAUUCAAACAACAUUUCGUUGUAUUAAAUCAUUAUAGUCUAUAAAUUAAACAUAUAGGCUGUGACUUACUUAGAAUAAAUACACAUUAAAUUAAAAAUGACUUAUUCGUACCUUUGAAUUCAUUCUUAGAAACCAGUUUGUGGCUUCAGGCUCAUGCGAUGGUGCCUGGAGAGCCGGUCAGCAGCGCAGAAUAUCCUCUCCACACUUGCAGAGCCACUGGGGAUGCUAAAUACCCUUUAGGCCACUCUUGCCAGGCUGGGCAGAGAUGCAGAGUUGUUGUUUUAUUUUUCUGUAGGUAGGCCUAAAGGUUUUUAGGCAAAAUAACCCAAUCAAAACGGAAAGCUCCUUGAACGUGGGAAUACGCCAGGCCUAUUGGGCCAAAAUCAAUUAUGGACGAUUGUAUAGAUAAUAGAAUGAAAAUGAUCUAAACGUUUAAGAGAUUGGAUUUUAGUUUAUAAAUACUUUGCUACAAUGACACACUCGUUAUCUACCCACCUCGUUCCUUUCGUUUAGCAUGUGCAUGUAGCAUGCUUUUGGGAUACGUGUCUUUUCAGAUUCCACAAUUAUUCUUUAGUUGUGGACACUACAUCAUGGCACUCCCUCUUGGUCCUCAUCUUUGUAAGUCACCUUGAUUUAGCACCUGUGUGUUUUAUCAGUUUCUUUAUGAAAAUAUUUAGCGAACUCCAUGACAGUAGCUAAAGCAAGGGGUUACAUAAGUAGACUACAAAUGUAUGCUGGGGCGGGUAUGCCCUGAGCUCGUGAAGUGAGCGCUACUGGAGCGAAAUUUGGAGCUCCAGACUUUGGGAAUCUCGCUCCACGCUCCAGUCAAAUUGGGCACGCUUUGCUCCAGCUCUGCUCCGCUCACAUACUCUUGACGCAGAUGAGCUACCCUGAGAUGGUUUCUGACAGUGUGCAGAAAUUAUUUGAUUGUGCAAACCCACAGUUUCAUCAGCUGUCCGGGUGGCUGGUCUCAGACGAUCCCGCAGGUGAAGAAGCCGGAUGUGGAGGUCCUGGGCUGGCGUGCUUACACGUGGUCUGCGGUGUUGGACGUACUGCCAAAUUCUCUAAAAUGACGUUGGAGGGGGCUUACGCUAAAGAAAUUAACACUAAAUUCUCUGGCAACAGCUCUGGUGGACAGUCUUGCAGUCAGCAUGCCAAUCGCACGCUCCCUCAAAACUUGAGACAUCUGUGGCAUUCUGUAGGCCCCCUCUUUUUGUUUGUCUUUUCUUUACAUACCAAUUUUAUUAUUACGAAAUCCUGUGUGGUCAAUAUGAUCAUUCAUAAUUUUUUUGGGAGUGGCAGCUUACGGUACAUGAGUAUAAACUAAAAGUGUGUAAAUGUACAUGAAUAUUGUACCUGUAACCCCCCAACAAAAAAAUGACAAAGGAAGUUAAAACUUUGUCCAAAAAAACUAAAAAUAAGCUAUUGUUGUUUCUUUCUGACCAUUUCAAUUUAAAACAAUCACAGUAUGGUACUUGAUGAUUUGAUUUUGAGAUAACAACGGCUGCAUUGGACCUUUAAGUCAUCAUAAUACGCCACCUAGCCUCUAUUCCAGGCUUCCUUGUGUUGAAUGAGACUUGGAAGUAUGGUAACAUGAGACUAUGAAACUGAAUAUUACCAUUGUCUUUCCCCUGAAGGAUCUCUUCCAAGACUAAGGCUAAAGUGGAGCGUAACCCAGAGGAGGGGAUCAACGAGGAUGAGGAUGUUCAGAUGGAAAAGGCUCGGGUGAAGGAGGCCCUCACCUGCCAGUGCUGUGAGGAGGUGUGUGUGUGUGUGGCCAUCACGAGGUGUGUGUGGCCAUCACGAGGUGUGUGUGUGUGAUGAUCACGAGGUGUGUGUGUUAAGUGCUUUUUGUAUUCACACCUUGAUCUCUGUGGAAGACGGGUCCCAUCUUUGAAAGGGGAUUUGCCAUGUUUUGACGGUUUCCUCAGAAUAUCUAUUAACUGUCAUCAGGUCAUCUAAUAAUCUAUCUUGUGUGCACCCCCCCAGAAACCAGUAGUGGUGGUGAGUAACUUGAGGAAGCAGUAUAAAUGUCAACGGGAAGGCAUCUCUCUCAAGAAGAAGAGGAUGGUAGCCACCAAGAACAUCUCCUUCUGCGUACGCAAAGGUCAGCUGAGCUUACUACUCCCAGUCCAACUGUAAGCUGUACAUUUGAUCAGUCAAACACUAAACGAUUCCAUUGCUUAACAUUGAGCACAUUGAGUUAUGAAUGCAAUGAUUUUGAGAGUGUAUGACAUAUGUCCACGGCAGUGGAGGCUGCUGAAGGGAGGACGGCUCAUAGUAAUGGAGGGAACGGAAUAAAUGGAAUGGUAUCAAACGCGUGGUUUCCAUGUACUCCAUUCCAGCCAUUAUUAUAAGCUGUCCUCCACUGAAUUUAAAUGGGGCUUAGGUGGUGGGGGUGGUAGGGGGCGUGCCAGGGGCGCAGUUGGCCUGUCAGUGCAGUUAAAUAAAUAAAACUUGAGGCCCCAAUCUUGCCGGUGUAGAGAAAUUAUAGAAAUUAUUAAACCAAUUUCCUGCUAUUCUACACAUUUUCCAUGCAGCUGUUAUUUUUGGGGGAUAGUUUUAAAGUAGAUUUCCUGCAAUUCUAUGCAUUUUGCCAUGGCUAAUGCUGUGUUCUUUUGCCCAAACAAAAUAACAAAAUAUAUACUGCUAAAUUAAUUGUUUUUUGAAUUUUCAAUUCUCCCUGACUGUCUAGCUUUUAUUUUGGUGGUUUUUAGUUCAAAGAUUAUACCCCAAAAAAAUAUUUAGGUCCAUUAUCUUUUCUACAUACUUUAUAUCUGGUUGUAGUCGUUUAAGUUUACACUGAAAGCGUUUUUCCAUCCGAAAAUGUAUGAACAAAUAUUAUAUACACUACCGUUCAAAUGUUUGGGGUCACUUAGAAAUGUCAUUGUUUUCGAAAGAAAAGCAAUUUUUUUGUCCAUUAAAAUAACAUUAAAUUGAUCAGAAAUAAAGUGUAGACAUUGUUAAUGUUGUAAAUGGCUAUUGUAGCUGGAAAAGGCUGAUUUGUAAUGGAAUACAGUGGGGGAAACAAGUAUUUAGUCAGCCACCAAUUGUGCAAGUUCUCCCACUUAAAAAGAUGAGAGAGGCCUGUAAUUUUCAUCAUAAGUACACGUCAACUAUGACAGACAAAAUGAGAAAAAUAAAUCCAGAAAAUCACAUUGUAGGAUUUUUAAUGAAUUUAUUUGCAAAUUAUGGUGGAAAAUAAGUAUUUGGUCAAUAACAAAAGUUUCUCAAUACUUUGUUAUAUACCCCUUGUUGGCAAUGACACAGGUCAAACGUUUUCUGUAAGUCUUCACAAGGUUUUCACACACUGUUGCUGGUAUUUUGGCCCAUUCCUCCAUGCAGAUCUCCUCUAGAGCAGUGAUGUUUUGGGGCUGUCGCUGGGCAACACGGACUUUCAACUCCCUCCAAAGAUUUUCUAUGGGGUUGAGAUCUGGAGGCUGGCUAGGCCACUCCAGGACCUUGAAAUGCUUCUUACGAAGCCACUCCUUCGUUGCCCAGGCGGUGUGUUUGGGAUCAAUGUCAUGCUGAAAGACCCAGCCACGUUUCAUCUUCAAUGCCCUUGCUGAUGGAAGGAGGUUUUCACUCACAAUCUCACGAUACAUGGCCCCAUUCAUUCUUUCCUUUACACGGAUCAGUCGUCCUGGUCCCUUUGCAGAAAAACAGCCCCAAAGCAUGAUGUUUCCACCCCCAUGCUUCACAGUAGGUAUGGUGUUCUUUGGAUGCAACUCAGCAUUCUUUGUCCUCCAAACACGACGAGUUGAGUUUUUACCAAAAAGUUCUAUUUUGGUUUCAUCUGACCAUAUGACAUUCUCCCAAUCCUCUUCUGGAUCAUCCAAAUGCACUCUAGCAAACUUCAGACGGGCCUGGACAUGUACUGGCUUAAGCAGGGGGACACGUCUGGCACUGCAGGAUUUGAGUCCCUGGCGGCGUAGUGUGUUACUGAUGGUAGGCUUUGUUACUUUGGUCCCAGCUCUCUGCAGGUCAUUCACUAGGUCCCCCCGUGUGGUUCUGGGAUUUUUGCUCACCGUUCUUGUGAUCAUUUUGACCCCACGGGGUGAGAUCUUGCGUGGAGCCCCAGAUCGAGGGAGAUUAUCAGUGGUCUUGUAUGUCUUCCAUUUCCUAAUAAUUGCUCCCACAGUUGAUUUCUUCAAACCAAGCUGCUUACCUAUUGCAGAUUCAGUCUUCCCAGCCUGGUGCAGGUCUACAAUUUUGUUUCUGGUGUCCUUUGACAGCUCUUUGGUCUUGGCCAUAGUGGAGUUUGGAGUGUGACUCUUUGAGGUUGUGGACAGGUGUCUUUUAUACUGAUAACAAGUUCAAACAGGUGCCAUUAAUACAGGUAACGAGUGGAGGACAGAGGAGCCUCUUAAAGAAGAAGUUACAGGUCUGUGAGAGCCAGAAAUCUUGCUUGUUUGUAGGUGACCAAAUACUUACUUUCCACCAUAAUUUGCAAAUAAUUUCAAUAAAAAUCCUACAAUGUGAUUUUCUGGAUUUUUUUUGCUCAAUUUGUCUGUCAUAGUUGACGUGUAGCUAUGAUGAAAAUUACAGUCCUCUCUCAUCUUUUUAAGUGGGAGAACUUGCACAAUUGGUGGCUGACUAAAUACUUUUUUCCCCACUGUAUGUUAGCACAGCUGAAAACUGUUGUGCUGAUUAAAGAAGCAAUAAAACUGGCCUUCUUGAGACUAGUUGAGUAUCUGGAGCAUCAGCAAUUGUGGGUUCGAUUACAGGCUCAACGUGGCCAGAAACAAAUAACUUUCUUCUGAAACUAGUCAGUCUAUUCUUGUUCUGAGAAAUGAAGGCUAUUCCAUGUGAGAAAUUGCCAAGAAACUGAAGAUCUCGUAAAACGGUGUGUACUACUCCCUUCACAGAGCAGCGCAAACUUGCUCUAACCAGAAUAGAAAGAGGAGUGGGAGGCCCCGGUGCACAACUGAGCAAGAGGACAAAUACAUUAUUGUCUAGUUUGAGAAACAGACGCCUCACAGGUCCUCAACUGGCAGCUUCAUUAAAUAGUACCCACAAAACACCAGUCUCAACGUCAACAGUGAAGAGGCGACUCCGGGAUGCUGACCUUCUAGGCAGAGUUGCAAAGAAAAAGCCAUACCUCAGACUGGCCAAUAAAAAGAAAAGAUUAAGAUGGGCAAAAUAACACAGACACUGGACAGAGGAAGAUUGGAAACAAGUGUUAUGGACACGAAUCGAAGUUUGAGGUAUUCGGAUCACAAAGAAUAACAUUUGUGAGAAGCAGACCAAAUGAAAAGAUGCUGGAGGUGUGCUUGAUGCCAUCUGUCAAGCAUGGUGGAGGCAAUGUGAUGGUCUGGGGGUGCUUUGGUGGUGGUAAAGUGGGAGAUUUGUACAGGGUAAAAGGGAUCUUGAAGAUGGAAGGCUAUCACUCCAUUUUGCAACGCCAUGCCAUACCUUGUGGACGGCGCUUGAUUGGAGCCAAUUUCCUCCUACAACAGGACAAUGACCCAAAGCACAGCUCCAAACUAUGCAAUAACUAUUUAGGGAAGAAGCAGUCAGCUGGUAUUCUGUCUAUAAUGGAGUGGCCAACACAGUCACCGGAUCUCAACCCUAUUGAACUGUUGUGGGAGCAGCUUGACCGUAUGGUACGUAAGAAGUGCCCAUCAAGCCAAUCCAACUUGUGGGAGGUGCUUCAGGAAGCAUGGGGUGAAAUCUCUUCAGAUUACCUCAACAAAUUGACAACUAGAAUGCCAAAGGUCUGCAAGGCUGUAAUUGCUGCAAAUGGAGGAUUCUUUGACGAAAGGAAAGUUUGAAGGACACAAUUAUUAUUUCAAUUAGAAAUCAUUAUUUCUAACCUUGUCAAUGACUACAUUUCCUAUGCAUUUUGCUAUAUUUCCAAUUCAAACUCAUUUCGUGUAUGUUUUCAUGGAAAAACAAGGACAUUUCUAAGUGACCCCAAACUUUUGAAUGGUAGUGUAUAUACAGUUGAAGUCAGAAAUGUUUAUACACUUAGGUUGGAGUCAUUAAAACUCAUUUCUUCAACCACUCCACAAAUUUCUUUUUAACAAACUAUCGUUUUGGCAAGUCGGUUAGGACAUCUACUUUGUGCAUGACACAAGUAAUUCUUCCAACAAUUGUUUACAGACAGAUUAUUUCACUUAUAAUUCACCAUAUCACAAUUCCAGUGGGUCAGAAGUUUACAUACACCUAGUUGACUGUGCCUUUAAACAGCUUGGAAAAUUCCAGAAAAUGAUGUCAUGGCUUUAGAAGUUUCUGAUAGACUCAUUGACAUCAUUUGAGUCAAUUGGAGGUGUACCUGUGGAUGUAUUUCAAGGCCUGCCUUCAAACUCAGUGCCUCUUUGCUUGACAUCAUGGGAAAAUCAAAAGAAAUCAGCCAAGACCUCAGAAAAAUAAUUGUAGACCUCCACAAGUUUGGUUCAUCCUUGGGAGCAAUUUCCAAGCGCCUGAAGGUACCAGGUUCAUCUGUACAAACAAUAGUACGCAAGUAUAAACACCAUAGGACCACGCAGCCGUCAUACUGCUCAGGAAGGAGACGCAUUCUGUCUCCUAGAGAUGAAUGUACUUUGGUGCGAAAAGUGCAAAUCAAUCCCAGAACAACAGCAAAGGACCUUGUGAAGAUGCUGGAGGAAACAGGUACAAAAGUAUCUAUAUCCACAGUAAAACGAGUCCUAUAUCGACAUAACCUGAAAGGCCGCUCAGCAAGGAAGAAGCCACUGCUCCAAAACCACCAUAAAAAAGCCAGACUACGGUUUGUAACUGCACAUGGGGACUAAGAUCGUACUUUUUGGAGAAAUGUCGUCUGGUUUGAUGAAUCAAAAAUAGAACUGUUUGGCCAUAAUGACCAUCGUUAUGUUUGGAGGAAAAAGGGGGUGGCUUGCAAGCCAAAGAAUACCAUCCCAACCGUGAAGCACGGGGGUGGCAGCAUCAUGCUGUGGGGGUGCUUUGCUGCAGGAGUGACUGGUGCACUUCACAAAAUAGAUGGCAUCAUGAGGAAGGAAAAUUAUGUGGAUACAUUGAAGCAACAUCUCAAGACAUCAGUCAGGAAGUUUGGUCGCAAAUGGGUCUUCCAAAUGGACAAUGACCCCAAGCAUACUUCCAAAGUUGUGGCAAAAUGGCUUAAGGACAACAAAGUCAAGGUAUUGGAGUGGCCAUCACAAAGACCUGACCUCAAUCCUAUAGAACAUUUGUGGGCAGAACUGAAAAAGCAUGUGCGAGCAAGAAGGCCUACAAACCUGACUCAGUUACACCAGCUCUGUCAGGAGGAAUGGGACAAAAUUUACCCAACUUUUUCUGGGAAGCUUGUGGAAGGCUACCCGAAACAUUUGACCCAAAUUAAACAAUUUAUAGACAAUGCUACCAAAUACUAAUUGAGUGUUUACUAGAGGCUGCUCGCCUUCUGACCCACUGGGAAUGUAAUGACAUAAAUAAAAGCUUAAAUAAAUAAUUCUCUCUACUAUUAUUCUGACAUUUCACAUUGUUAAAAUAAAGUGGUGAUCGUAACUGACCUAAGACGGGGAAUUUAUACUAGGAUGAAAUGUCAGGAAUUGUGAAAAACUGAGUUUAAAUGUAUUUGGCUAAGGUGUAUGUAAACCUCAGACUUAAACUGUAUAUAUAUAUUAUAUAUAUGUAUAUAUAUGUAUGUAUAUGUAUAUAUAUGUAUGUAUAGAUGUAUGUAUGUGUAUAUGUGUGUAUAUAUAUAUAAUAUAUAUGUAUAUAUAUAUAUAUAUAUAUAUAUAUAUAUAUAUAUAUAUAUAUAUUAUAUAUAUAUAUAUAUAUAUAUUAUACACAGUUUGUACUUAGGCGACCCGAAAAAAACACUUAGGUGGCCCGUCCAAGGAUACUAAUGGCAGAGAAAUCCCUGAGGUCUGCACUGUGAGGCUUGGGUUUUUCAACAAUGUCAAUGUUCUCAUAACAGAAAACCAGUAUAGCAACUGUGUGUGUGUUCAGGUGAGGUGCUUGGACUGUUGGGGCCCAACGGAGCAGGGAAAAGCACCAUCAUGCAUAUGUUGUCUGGAGACACAGACCCAACCGCUGGACAGGUACACACCAUUUACCCUCUCUGCCUCUUGACUGGACCCUAUAUGGAAUUUGUAGGGCCAGUUUCCUGGACUAAAAAGUCAUUUAAAUUGAAAAUGCCUUUUAAGCCAGGUGUACACUAUACAAUUUUGGUCCGGAUUUAGCUGUCCCAGACAAGUUUUUGAUAUCGGAGAAAAAAAUCCCUAUGUCAUUGCCUACUCAGGGUGCGAGGCCGUCACAGACGCUCGUAUAAUGUGAGUGGGUCAGAGACUAAAUCUGAGGGCUACCGAUCUCGUCUUUGAGCAGUCCCAGAUGUCACGAUAUUUUCAAAUGUAUUAUUAGCACAAAAUCUGCAAUGUGCGUAUUGUGUGAGAUGUGCAACGACAAGUUUUGAGAACGGUGAUGAGCAAUAGCCAAUGAGAGCUCGUCAGAGAAGAAGCCAAUGAGAUGAUUACGUUGUUUUGCUUCAACCAUAAUGUGUAGACUCUCAAGAAGGAGCGAUGACUACUACUAGUAUGCGUUUGUACUUGCCUUUAAUCAAAGCCAAAGUGUCAAAUUGUUACAGCUCUGAAGUUCACAAGCAAUGUUAUUCAGUUCAAAAUGUUGGCUAGAUAUUUCAACUCUGUAUGGCAAGCGUGAAUGUCUGACUGAAAACAUUUAAGGCUGCUUUGAGCCACAGCUCGUUGUAGCUAUGUUAAAUGGAAUCCCAUCAUUAUUUUCGUGAGACAGCAUGGUAAUUGACAAUCCUCAAGACCAAGUGUGUGACCCCUGUCUGUGCCACAUCGUUUAGUGUGCACACCACUACGUUGGCAAGGCAAAAGCAACUACAGGAAAGAUGUUCAUUUAAUGUGAGAGGGUUAGCAAUGUUAGGAUUUUGAAAGUUGUGUAGUGUACACCCGGCUUUAGUCCACAGCUAGUCAUAAUCUCAGCCUUAAAGGCCCUGUGCAGUCAAAAACGUGAUUGUCCUGUAGACCCCUUGACUUUUUCCAAAUUUUGUUACGUUACAUCCUUAUUCUCAAAUUGAUUAAAUUGUUUUUUUUCCCUCAAUCUACACACAAUAUCCCAUAAUGACAAAGUAAAAGUAGGUUUUAAUAAAUCUUUGCAAAUGUAUAAAAAAAAACGGAUAUUACAUUUACAUAAGUAUUUAGACGCUUUACUCAGUACUUUGUUGAAGCACCUUUGGCACCGAUUACAGCCUCAAGUCUUCUUGGGUAUGACGCUACAAGCUUAGCACACCUGUAUUGGGGGAGUUUCUCCCAUUCUUCUCUGCAGAUCCACUCAAGCUCUGUCAGGUUGGAUGGGGAGUGUCGCUGCACAGCUAUUUUCAGGUCUCUCCAAAGAUGUUCGAUCAGGUUCAAGUCCGGGCUCUGGCUGGGCCACUCAAGGACAUUCAGAGACUUGUCCCGAAGCCACUCCUGCGUUGUCUUGGCUGUGUGCUUAGGGUCGUUGUCCUGUUGGAAGGUGAACCUUCGUCCCGGUCUGAGGUCCUGAGCGCUCUGGAGCAGGUUUUUAAAGGAUCUCACUGUACUUUGCGCUGUUCAUCUUUCCCUCAAUCCUAACUAGUCUCCCAGUCCCUGCCGCUGAAAAACAUCCCCACAGCAUGAUGCUGCCACCACCAUGCUUCACCAUAGGGAUGGUGCCAGGUUUCCUCCAGACGUGACGCUUAGCAUUCAGGCCAAAGAGUUCAAUCUUGGUUUCAUCAGACCAGAGAAUCUUGUUUCUCAUGGUCUGAGUCCUUCAGUGCCUUUUACUGAGAAGUGGCUUCCGUCUGGCCACUCUACCAUAAAGGCCUGAUUGGUGGAGUGCUGCAGAGAUGGUUGUCUUUCUGGAAGGUUCUCCCAUCUCCACAGAGGAACUCUGGAGCUCUGUCAGAGUGACCAUUGGGUCCUUGGUCACCUCCCUGACCUUGGCCCUUCUCCCCCGAUUGCUCAGUUUGGCUGGGCGGCCAGCUCUAGCAAGAGUCUUGGUGGUUCCAAACUUCUUCCAUUGAAGAAUGAUGGAGGCCACUGUGUUCUUGGGGGCCUUCAAUGUAGCAGACAUUUUUUGGUACCCUUCCCCAGAUCUGUGCCUUGACACAAUCCUGUCUCGGGGCUCUACGGACAAAAUUCCUUCAACCUCAUGGCUUGGUUUUUGCGCUGACAUGCACUGUCAACUGUGGGACCUUAUAUAGUGCCUUUCUAAAUCAUGUCCAAUCAAGUGAAUUUACCACAGGUGGACUCCAAUCAAGUUGUAGAAACAUCUCAAGGAUGAUCAAUGGAAACAGGAUGCACCUGUGCUCAAUUUCGAGUCUCAUAGCAAAGGGUCAGAAUACUUAUGUAAAUAAGGUCAAGGGGUCUGAAUAAAUUCUGAAUGCACUGUAUGUUUCCACACUGAGGUUGGAAUAAUUGUGAAAAAUGUAUGCCCUUUUAGUGUAUGAGCUGUUUGAAAAUACCAUCUGAAAUUUCAACCUGUUUUGGUGGGAUGAAGUUUUAGCCUGCCUGUUGACAUCACCAGGCAAUAAAUUAGUUAAUAGACCAAUAAGAAAGAGUUCCAAUCCUCUCUGCCAAUAAAACAGCUAGUUUUCAGUUGUCCCCUCCCCACUCAGACCACUCCCAGACAGUAUUAACAAAAUUAUUUCUUGAGAAAUGUAUCUUUGCUUAGAAGCUAUUUGUUUUCAAUCAAAAUGGUAAAAAAAAUUAACAGUCACAGUAAGGUACUUAAUUAUUGCCCAGAGAUUGUUUAAUAUUGAGACAAAAACCAGCUGCAUUUCAGGUCCAAUCUGAUCCUAUAUGAUUACAUUUGACAGUCUGUUGCUCUUGCCUCCUCAGGUCCUGAUGGGGGACUACAGUACAGAGUUCCGUCCAGUAGACAACCCCCUGGAGCAUAUAGGCUACUGUCCCCAGGUCAGCCCUCUGUGGCCCCGCAUCACCCUGGAGGAACACCUGGAGAUCUACGCUGCCAUCAAGGGCCUCCGCGGACAGGACGUCCCUGGCAUCAUCACACGGUAACUAUCUCCUCUAUCAUAAAACAGUUAACAUUUAAGUCAUCUAGCAGACGCUCUUAUCCAGAGCGACUUACAGUUAGUGCAUUCAUCUUAAGAUUGCUAGGUGGGACAACCACAUAUCACAGGCAUAGAAAGUACAUGUUUUAUCUAACAUAGCUAUCAGUAGAGUCAGAGCUAGAAGGUGGUGUAGGUAGGGAGGGGCAGUUCCUCUUGCUGUUCCGUAGGUAAGCACCAUGGUCUUGUAGUGGAUGCGAACUUCGACUGGAAGCCAGCAGAGCGUGCGGAGGAGUGGGGUGACAUGAGAGAACUUGGGAAGAUUGAAAACCAGGCAGGCAGCAGCGUUCUGGAUAAGUUGCAGGGGUUUGAUGGCACAAGCAGGGAGCCCAGCCAACAGCUGCCUGGAUUAGGACCUGCACCGCUUCCUGUGUCAGGUAGGGUCAUACUCUACGGAUGUUGUAGAGCAUGAACCUGCAGGAGCGGGUCACUGCUUUGAUGUUUGCAGAGAACGACAGGGUGUUGUCCAGUGUCAUGCCAAGGUUCUUUGCACUCUGGGAGGGUGACACUGGAGUUGUCAACCGUGAUGGAGAGGUCUUUGAGCGGGCAGGCCUUCCCCGGGAGGAAGAGCAGUUCCGUCUUGUCGAGUUUAGCUUAAGGUGGUGGGCCGACAUCCAAGUUGAGAUAUCUGCCAGGCACGCAGAGAUGCGUGUCACCACCUGGGUGUCAGAAGGGGGAAAGAGAAAAGUAGUUGAGUGUCAUCCACAUAGCAAUAAUAGGAGAGACCAUGUGAGGAUAUGAUGGAGCCGAGUGACUUGGUGUAUAGAGAGAAGAGGGCCUAGAACCGAGCCCUGGGGGACACCAGUAGAUCUGUGUCCAUGUGGUGCACGUGGACACAAAUCCUCUCCACGUCACCUGGUAGGAGCGGCCUUUCAGGUAGGAUGCAAUCCAAGAGUGUGCAGAGCCUGAGAUGCCCAGCCCUGAGAGGGUUGAGAGGAGGAUCUGAUGGUUCAUGUUGUCGAAGGCAGCGGAUAGCUCUAGGAGGAUGAGAACAGAGGAGCGAGAGUCAGCUUUGGCAGUGUGGAGAGUCUCAGUGACACAGAGAAGAGCAGUCUUGGUUGAGUGACCAGUCUUGAAGCCUGACUGGUUAGGGUCAAGAAUAAAAUAAAAAAAAUAGGUGUCCGUUUAAACUACUAGCACACAGCUCGGACACCCAUGCAUACCCCACAAGACAUGCCACCAGAGGUCUCUUCACAAUCCCCAAGUCCAGAACAGACUAUGGGAGGCGCACAGUACUACAUAGAGCCAUGACUACAUGGAACUCUAUUCCACAUCAGGUAACUGAUGCAAGCAGUAGAAUCAGAUUUAAAAAAACAGGUAAAAAUACACCUUAUGGAACAGCGGGGACUGUGAAGAGACACACACAAGCGGUACAGACACACGCAUAUGCACACAAGCGCUAGCACACGCACUCUACACACACGUACAUUGCAAUAUUGUUGUGUGGCGGUAUUAUACAUUUUGCAUUGUACAUUUUGUAUUGUAGAUACUCCUGAGUGGCGCAGUGGUCUAAGGCACUGCAUCGCAGUGCUAGCUGUACCACUAGAGAUCCUGGUUCGAAUCCAGGCUCUGUCGUAGCCGGCCGCGACCGGGAGACCCAUGGGGCGGCUCACAAUUGGCCCAGCGUCGUCCAGGGUAGGGGAGGGAAUGGCCGGCAGGGAUGUAGCUUAGUUGGUAGAGCAUGACGUUUGCAACGCCAGGGUUGUGGGUUCGAUUCCCACGGGGGGCCAGUAUGAAAAAUAAAAUAAUGAAUGCACUCACUAACUGUAAGUCACUCUGGAUAAGAGCGUCUGCUAAAUGACAAAAAUGUAAAACUGUAGAUAUGUGGACAGCGGAGUCACUCACCACCUUCCGGAGACAUUUGAAACCCCACCUCUUUAAGGAAUACCUGGGAUAGGAUAAAGUAAUCCUUCUACCCCCCCCCCCCCCCCCCCCCCCCUAAAAAAAAAAAAAAAGAUAUUGUAAAGUGGCUAUCCCACUGGCUAUAGGGUGAAUGCACCUAUUUGUAAGUCGCUCUGGAUAAGAGCGUCUGCUAAAUGACGUAAAAUGUAAUAAAAAAUAUGUAAAAAAUAUGUAGUGGUGUAAUAAUGUUAUUAUGUACUGUUUUAUAUUUUUUCGUAUAUGUAAUGUAAGUGCUUUAAUGUGUUUGGACCCCAGGAAGAGUAGCUGCUGCCUUGGCAGCAGCUAAUGGGGAUCCCUAAUAAAUACAAAUACCCUUAUGACAACUGUCUUGUGGUAGGAACAGGUAGUGCCUGUUGUAUUCAGAGAUGUGCUGUCGACAACUAAGCAUUGAUGCAGGGUGAUUGUUUAUCUGGAGUUAAUUUUAAUCCUAAAAAAUGAAUAAUGUAUCUAACGUUUGUAUAUUAUCUUAUCUAACCUAACUUUUAGACUUGGCCCUCUUUAUUUUUCUGUUAUGUACCUUUUUGCUGUGGUCUCCUGUGGAAUGGACUUUGUGUGAACUCUGUGUAUCUCUCUCUCUGUGUUCCUAUCAGUGUGGUGAAUGCUCUGGAGCUGAAGGACCACCUCCACAAGCAGGCAAAGAACCUAUCAGCUGGGAUCAAGAGGAAGGUGAGAGUGAGAGAGAGAGAGAGCACCACUUCCACUUUACACUCUGUCUACUCUCUACACACCUUUACAUAACAGUGUGCAAAGGGAGACUUUUAGUUCUAAACUGCCUGUCAGGGAGACAUUUGGAGAGCUGAAAUGGGGUUGCUCCAUAGACUCAGUUGCGGCCUAGCAGUGCCAUCCAUCAUUUCAUGUGAUGUUUGGUAAUAGAGAGAGUAAAUAAGGUGAGUAUUUCCUCCCUCCAGCUCAAACAACCCUACAAUGUUAGCUGGGAAUCAGUGUGUAAAAUAACCACCAAGCUUAGCCCAUCAACAUUCACCAAAUCAUAACCCCUUACUUUGCUCACUUGUUUCAUUUGUACAUCUAUGUCACAGUAUGUUGACUGCUGUCUCGACCUCUGAAUGCCCGGCUAUGAAAAGCCAACUGACAUUUACUCCUGAGGUGCUGACCUGUUGCACCCCCUACAACCACUGUGAUUAUUAUUUGACCCUGCUGGUCAUUUAUGAACGUUAGAACAUCUUGAAGAACGAUCUGGCCGUAAUGGCCAUGUAAUCUUAUAAUCUCAACCCGGGAAAGACAGAAUAGGACUGGACACCCCUCAGAGCCUGGUUCCUCUCUAGGUUUCUUCCUGUCUUUCUAGGGAAUUUUUCCUAGCCACCUUGCUUCUACAUCUGCAUUGCUUGCUGUUUGGGGUUUUAGGCUGGGUUUCUGUAUAAGCACUUUGUGACAUCUGCUGAUAUAUAAAGAGCUUUAUACAUACAUUUGAUUUGUGUGUUUCAGCCUAGCCCAAACAUUCAAAUCCUUUUGCCCUCACUAAUUCUUACUUGCCUGUUUCAUUUGUAGCCUAAUAAUACCUGUGCCACACUUUGUUGACUGUAUUUGUUUGUGUUUCCUGUUUGUGUGUUUCAGUUGUGCUUUGCUCUCAGCAUGUUGGGGAACCCUCAGAUAGUUCUGCUGGAUGAGCCUUCUACAGGGAUGGACCCCAAGUCCAAACAACGCAUGUGGUGAGAUCCAUGCUCCUCUCUCUGGGAUAGGCACAAUCAGACCAAAACAAUGUUGUUGACAAGAAAUGGUUGUGCGGUACAAGGCUGAGAAAUUACAGCAAAAGCACACAGUCAAUAGAAACCAGAAUGUAUCGUGUGUCAUGUAAUUUUUAUAUGUACACUAUACAAUGCAUUCGGAAAGUAUUCUGACCGUUCACUUUUUCCACAUUUUGUUAUGUUACAGCCUUAUUCUAAAAUUGAUUAAAUUAAUAUUUUUCCUCAUCAAUCUACACACAAUACCCCAUAAUGACAAAGCGAAAAGAGGUUUGUAGAAAUAUUUGCAAAUGUAUAACAAAUAAAAAACGGAAAUACCUUAUUUACAUAAGUAUUCAAACCAUUUUGCUAUGAGACUCGAAAUUAAGCUCAGGUGCAUCCUGUUUCCAUUGAUCAUCCUUGAGAUGUUUCUACAACUUGAUUGGAGUCCACCUGUGGAAUAAUUCAAUUGAUUGGACAUGAUUUGGAAAGACACACCUGUCUAAAUAAGGUUCCACAGUUGACAGUGCAUGUCAGAGCAAAAACCAAGCCAUAAGGUCGAAGGAAUUGUCCGUAGAGCGCCGAGACAGGAUUGUGUCAAGGCACAGAUCUGGGGAAGGGUACCCAAAGAUUUCUGCAGCAUUGAAGGUCCCCAAGAACAAAGUGGCCUCCAUCAUUCUUAAAUGGAAGACGUUUGGAACCACCAAGACUCUUCCUAGAGCUGGCCGCCCGGCCAAACUGAGCAAUCGGGGGAGAAGGGACUUGGUCAUGGAGGUGACCAAGAACCCGAUGGUCACUCUGACAGAGCUCCAGAGUUCCUCUAUGGAGAUGGGAAAACCUUCUAGAAGGACAACCAUCUCUGCAGCACUCCACCAAUCAGGCCUUUAUGGUAGAGUGGCCAGACAGAAGCCACUCCUCAGUAAAAUGCACAUGACAGCCCGCUUGGAGUUUGCCAAAAGGCACCUGAAGGACUCAGACCAUGAGAAACAAAAUUAUCUGGUCUGAUGAAACAAAGAUUGAACUCUUUGACCUGAAUGCCAAGCGUCACGUCUGGAGGAAACAUGGCACCAUCUCUACGGUGAAGCAUGGUGGUGGCAGCAUCAUGCUGUGGGGACUGGGAGACUAGUCAGGAUCGAUGGGAAAGAUGAACGGAGCAAAGUACAGAGAGAUCCUUGAUGAAAACCUGCUCCAGAGCACUCAGGAUCUUAGACAGUUCACCUUCCAACAGGACAACGACCCUAAGCAAACAGCCAAGACAAUGCAGGAGUGUCUUCGGGAGAAGUCUGUGAAUGUCCUUGAGUGGCCCAGCCUUGAACCCAAUCGAACAUCUCUGGAGAGACCUGGAAAUAGCUGUGCAGUGACGCUCCCCAUCCAACCUGACAGCGCUUAAGAGGAUCUGCAGAGAAGAAUGGGAUAAACUCCCCAAAUACAGGUGUGCCAAGCUUGAAGCAUCAUACCCAAGAAGACUCGAGGCUGUAAUCGCUGCCAAAGGUGCUUCAACAAAGUACUGAGUAAAGGGUCUGAAUACUUAUGUAAAUGUGAUAUUUUUAAUACAAUUGCAAAGAUUUCUAAAAACCUGUUUUUGCUUUGUCAUUAUGGGGUAUUGUGUGUAGAUUGAUGAGGGGGGGGAAAUAAUUUCAUCCAUUUCAGAAUAAGGCUGUAACGUAACAAAAUGUGGAAAAGGUAAAUGGGUCUGAAUACUUUCCAAAUGCAUGUGGACACACCUUCAAAUUAGUGGAUUCAGCUAUUUCAGCCACAACCGUUACUGACAGGUAUAUAAAAUCGAGCAUACAGCCAUGCAAUCUCCAUAGACAAACAUUGGCAGUAGAACGGCCUUACUGAAGAGCUGUGACUUUCAACGUGGCACCGUCAUAGGAUGCCACCUUUCUAACAAGUCAGUUUGUCAAAUAUCUGCCUUGCUAGAGCCCCGGUCAACUGUAAGUGCUGUUAUUGUGAAGUGGAAACGUCUAGGAGCAAACAACGGCUCAGCUGCAAAGUGGUAGGCCACACAAGCUCACAGAACGGGACUGCCGAUGUGCUGAAGCGUGUAGCGGAUUAAAAUAGUCUGUCCUCGGUUGCAACACUCACUACCAAGUUCCAAACUGCCUCUGGAAGCAACAUCAGCACAAUAACUGUUCGUCGGGAGCUUCAUGAAAUGGGUUUCCAUGGCCGAGCAGCCGCACACAAGCCUAAGAUCACCAUGCGAAGUGUCGGCUGGAGGGGUGUAAAGCUCGCUGCCAUUGGUCUCUGGAGCAGUGAAAACGCGUUCACUGGAGUGAUGAAUCACGCUUCACCAUCUGGCAGUCCAACGGACAAAUCUGGGUUUGGCGGAUGCCAGGAGGACACUACCUGCCCGAAUGCAUAUUGCCAACUGUAAAGUUUGGUGGAGGAAUAAUGGUCUGGGGCUGUUUUUCAUGGUUCGGGCUAGGUCCCUUAGUUCCAGUGAAGGGAAAUCUUAACACUACAGUAUACAAUGACAUUCUAGAUGAUUCUGUGCUUCCAACUUUGUGGCAACAGUUUGGGGAAGGCCCUUUCCUGUUUCAGCAUGACAGUGCCCCCGUGCACAAAGCGAGGUCCAUACAGAAAUGGUUUGUCGAGAUCGGUGUGGUAGAACCUGACCUCAACCCCAUAGAACAACUUUGGGAUGAAUUGGAACACUGACUGCGAGCCAGGCCUAAUCGCCCAACAUUACUAAUGCUCUUGUGGCUGAAUGGAAGCAAGUCCCUGCAGCAAUGUUCCAACAUCUAGUGGAAAGCCUUCCCAGAAGAGUGGAGGCUGUUAUAGCAGUAAAGGGGGGACGAGCUCCAUAUUAAUGCCCAUGAGUUUGGAAUGAGAUGUUUGAUGAGCAGGUGUCCACAUACUUUUGGUUAUGUAGUAUAUGUCAACUUCAGCUUCAAAGGUUUUCAGUUUGUCUUUUAGUUUUAGAUGUAAUUGUUAUACUCUGUAAAGUAGCCAGUAAAGAGCUACGGCUGUGGUGGUCCUGUCGCUCUGUUUCAUCCUGUCUCCAGGAGGGCUAUCCGGGCAGCGUUUAAGAACCGCCAGCGUGGGGCCAUUCUGACCACUCACUACAUGGAGGAGGCUGAGGCUGUGUGUGACCGCGUGGCCAUCAUGGUGUCAGGGCAGCUCAGGUGAGUGUUGGGGUAUCAGAGUAGAGGUGAAGAUGGGUGGAACAUAGAGUUGGAUAGAGGGUGCACUUGCCACAAUGCCGUUUGUGGUGUGCCCUCUAUCCAACUCAAUGAGCUCUGGCAUUGGGGAAAAGGUGUAAUAUGUUGCCAUUACAUUGCUAUAGCUAAUAAUCUAUGUCGCAGUAACUAGGUUAUAAGUUAUUUCGUUGUAAUAACUUUGUUACAAGUACUUUGUCUUUUUGUCAUACUGUAUUGAGGUAUUUUUUAGUGUUUAGAUGUUUUGUUUGGUGUUGAGAUCAGGUGGUCUAUUGGGGAGUUGAUUUGUGGUGGUUGUGAUGAGGAUGAUGGCGAUGAUAAUGAGGAUGUGUUAUAUCUCUCUCAGGUGUAUUGGGUCUAUCUAGUUGUGAUUAUGGUGAUGAUGAGGAUAUAUCUCUGUCUCUAAGGUGUAUUGGGUCUAUCCAGCACCUGAAGGGGAAGUAUGGGCGUGGCUACAGCCUGGAAGUGAAGCUGAGAGAGGAGCUGACGGGGCUCCAGCAGGUGGCACUGCUCCACAAGGAGAUCCGACGAAUCUUUCCUCACGCUGCAAGACAGGAGAGGUGAGUCAGAGCAGAGGUGUGUGUGUGUAUGUGUGUAAUGAAAUGCUAAAUCCCGCUGCCUCUGUCUUGCAGCUUUGCCACGCUGAUGGUUUACAAGAUCCCCAUGGAGGAUGUCAAGUCACUGGCCAAGUCCUUCUCUCAGCUAGAGAGUGGUGAGAGUGUGUGUGUGUGUGUGUGUGUGUGAUCACUCUCUGAACAUCUGCCUCAUGUUUCAUUGAUCAGUUACAAUUUAGUCAAAAUGCAUUUUGUUCUAAUGUCCUCUACUCUCCCUUGCCUCCAGCUAAGCAAGCCUUCAACUUUGAAGAGUACAACUUUUCACAAUCUACCUUAGAGCAGGUAAGUACUCAUUUGUGAACCUUACCUUGAAUAUCAUGUGAUGAUGUUACAUCAACUGCAAUGCAAACCCCAUCCACUUCCUGACCAUUUGUCUGAACUAGUCUCUCUCUCACUCUCACCCCCUCUCUCAGGUCUUCAUGGAGUUUGCUAAGGAGCAGGAGAACGAGGAGGAGGAGGUGGGUUCCCUCAGCACCACGUUCCAGUGGCAGCGGCUCCGCCAGGAUGGCCCUGUGCCUGUCAACCACCCAGACAGCAUCGUGCACCAGCUGUGA